AAAGUCACUUUUUGUCGUACUAAACAUGGUGUUAUGGUAUCUUCCAUGACAGUCUAUUCUGGAAUGAAAAUUUGAAAGAAGAUAACAAAUUAAACCUGAAGAUAAAACAUGCAGUCCCCAACAGGAAGUGCAGACUCCAAAAGUGUUGCAAGCAAGACAUCGAUAAAUGUGAAACUUCCUGACCAUGUUCCCAGUCAGGAGGACCUACAGCGUAAUCCAUCCACAGUGGAUAGCCAGGCAGCACCAGCAGUACAGGAUGACACUUUCCCACCUCACACACCAGAUUAUGGUAUUCGACCACUCACAACUACCCCGGUCAGUUCAAAGGAAUUCCUUAUCCCAGGGUCACCAACUAAAAUGAUGCGACAACCCAACCGAUCAGAGAAAGAACUGAUCCGACAAGCAGCAGCUACUAUUAUAGAAAGAGCAUGGAUUGCAUACAGAGACAAACAGAUGUUUCGACUUCUAAAGCAUGCUGUGUGUGCAGCAGAAAAUUCACUAUCAAAGGAAAUAUUGAGGAAAGUUUGUCCAAAAGAAGCUGAAUUGUUGAGUGACAAAAGUGUUCAAGUACGAGUUCGAUUCAGAUUCGGUGGUGGAGAAUUUCCUCCGAUGAUUUUCUUUAAAGUGUUUAUACACACAGCUGGGAAAGGUGUGAAGUAUAUGAGUGGCCGCAAACUCAUCAAACCAGCAUCCGAGGCCUCCGAGGAUUCCCUGCGAUUAAUGGGUAACAGGCAGUUCUACGAUCAGAUGUUGAGAGACUCUAUUUUCCAGCAACAGUAUAAAAUUACAGACGAAAUAGACGUGACAACACUGAAGGAUUAUAUGCAGUACCUAGCAAAUACCGAUGAAACGCCCGCCAGUAUGGGAGGUAAAGAGAACUACUGGAGAAAGUUAACACUAGAUGAUCUGUCAAGGAGGACAAUAUUUUAUGACAUCGUAGAUUUUCUAUACAACCAGCGAAUCAGCCCACGCCUCCAGGGUGAGAUUCCAAUCCUUAUACAGCGCCCUCUAUCACAGGAGAUCAAAAUACAGCAUAUUAGGGCCAUAUCACAACUGAGGUCAGAGACGGUAAUACUCCAUGCCCCCUUACCAACACCAAAAUCAAAGAUGUCGGGACUCAUUAGCGGUGCCAGUCAACAAUCUAGUCGGCGGUCUCGGCAAGCCAAGCUCAGAGCGAUGAAAAUGAGGAAGAUGUAUGGGAUGGAUAAGCCAUCAGAGUUCUAUUAUGAGACUGGUAGUCGCCUGGACUCACGAGAACCAACAGCUUUAUCAGAGGAACCAGAUGAUUACUUAGACAAGCUUGGAAUCACCGGGGAAGAAGGAGAAGAGGAAGAACAAGGCGAGGAAUGGGAACAAGAGGCAGAGAAACUUUACGAAUGGACACAGGAGUUAUCCUUCAAUGACGAACUGAUCGGUACUCCAUACCUGCCUGUGACAACAUAGCAGGACUUUGUUGCAGAGGAUAAUGAUCAGAUCAGAAAGCCUAUUCACUGAAAACUGAAUCACUGAAAUGUUUUGUGGUCUUCUGUAACCUUAUAAACACAGAAUUUUGUAUAUCGUUUAUUUUUCUUGUUGUUGGAUAUAUCACCUGAAAAUCAUUUGUGAAAUAUGAACAAUCCAAUUAUGCUGGCAAUUACU
Ylistrum balloti is the source of this 1638-nucleotide messenger RNA. RefSeq lists its product as uncharacterized. The transcript is spliced from 11 exons. NCBI's taxonomy places the organism in Eukaryota, Metazoa, Mollusca, Bivalvia, Pectinida, Pectinidae. The coding region runs from base 109 to 1443 and encodes 444 amino acids. The record is from RefSeq and is a predicted model, not a curated record.